This is a messenger RNA of Paramecium primaurelia, 1625 nucleotides long. The record is from the annotation of a GenBank genome assembly. NCBI's taxonomy places the organism in Eukaryota, Ciliophora, Oligohymenophorea, Peniculida, Parameciidae.
AUGAAUGAAUUAUAAUUCCUUUAAUAUAGAUAUUAGUUGAGAAUAAGAGAAUAAAAAUCAGCAAAAGACUUAUGGCUUUCAACUUAUUGCUGCUUUUUGUAUAUGCUACUAAAAGCAUUCAAUAUUACUGUUAAGAUGGCUAUGAUGCAAAUUUAUGAUUUCAUUUAUUCAAACAAUUUUCCAUUAGAUCCUGAUCCAGGACUAGUAAGUUUUGGAAAUAUUUAGUACAAUCAAAUAUUAAUUUUCGUAGAUGGUUUUGUUACGAAAUGGCUGCUCCUUUUAGUUUACCUAUGAUUCCACUGCUUUUAUAAAAAGUAUAAUUCAGAUACAUAUUUUUCUUUUCAUCAUUUGGAUCUAUUUUAUUUAUAUUGCCCCUUUAAUUUGCAACAAUUUGUAAAGAUUCUGAUGAGUCAAUCUGCAAUAUAUAUGUUAUGUGGACAUUUACAAUAGUUUUUUCAUUUGUUUCAGGAUUUUGUAAGACCUUACUACUUUUUUCAAUGCUCUAUUAUUUAUCUAAUUUAGCUGGUGGUCGAGAGAAGAUUAUUUACUAUAGUUCAUUCUAUUUUAUGUAUGUAUAUAGAUUUUAUAUAAUGUAAAAAUAGACAUCAAUUUUAAUGGUUGAUUGGUAGUUUGAUAGGGAAUUUGCUAGUUGAUUUUUGUAGUAGAGGAUCAUUAUUAGAAACAUUAAAACAUGUUUAUAUUAUAUUGAUAAUCAGUUCUUUGUUUUUAUGUUCGUUAUUUUUAACAAUUCCAGAUGAAAAAAAGAAAUCGAAGUUUAAAAAGUUUAACAAAAUGAUAACAUAAUUACUUAUUUAAAAUGGGAAAGAGAAUCAAAAGAUAUUAAGAUUAGAAUUAUAAAAAAUGAAUUAGAAAAACGAAUCUAAUUAAUUAUAUAAUAAAUUAAUUGAUUUAGAAGAAGAUAAUGAUGAAAGAAAGAAGAUUUAAUAAAUUAUGGAUACAUAAGUAUAAAUGAUGUAAACUCAGUAAUUCUUUACAAUUUAAAGUUUUUCAUAUGAGGAACAUAAUUUAUAAGAUAUAUUGUCAGAAAAACCAAAAUCAUCAGAUGAUUUACAUUGGGUAUAUGCUAGUUAGAAAACUAUAUCAAUAGAGGAAUAUGUAAAAAAUAAUUAUUUUGGAAAUUUAUAUUUAACUUUAUCUGUACUAUGUUUAGAUGGAUUUUAUUAUUUUAUUAUUUUGAUUUUUAAUGUUGGAAGUAUGUUGUCAUUUUUAUUGUUGUAAUUACCUAAUCUAUUAACUAUAAAUUCAGUAUAGGAUCCAGAAGUCAGAGCUGCAACAGUCUAUGAAGGAUUUUUGUAUGUUGGAAUAGGAUAGAUAUUUGGAUGUUUUUAUAUGGGAUUAUUUGGAGAUUUCUCACAAAAAAUAACGUAAUAUAUUGUAUUAUAUAUUAAGUGGAUUAUAUUAUAUUCUUGGAGUAUAUUAAUUGGGUUGUUUUUUAGCAUGGGGAAUCUAUAUUUAUUAAAUAGACUUUUUAGUAUUUGUAAUGUCAUUCAUCUUAGGAUUCAGUUGUUCAGCUAUGAUGUCAACUACUAUAUCAUUUUAGAUAGUUUAUUUUCACAAAGUAUAAAUUAUAAUUUCAAUAUAGUUUAUCUACUCAGUAGAUUUGA